This is a messenger RNA of Oryza sativa Japonica Group (Japanese rice), 7945 nucleotides long. The record is from RefSeq and is a predicted model, not a curated record. NCBI's taxonomy places the organism in Eukaryota, Viridiplantae, Streptophyta, Magnoliopsida, Poales, Poaceae.
GAUUGAUUUGCUUGAUUUGAUUUUUUUUCCAUGAAUCAUGCUCUACUUGCUACUUGUUGGUGGCAUCAUCAUAUUUUACUCAUUCAUCCCAGUUGCUUUCUCAUCGAUCUUGUACAGAGGACUCAAAAAAUUUUUUGCAAUUAAUUUUUGUGCUAAGUUUGGUCUAUAACUGAGACCGAACCGAACUAGCCGAAGACCGAAAUGCUCGGUCUUGAGUUUUCUUGAAGACCGAUCGGUCUUGUGAUUCUAAAGACCAAAUUUUUCAAACACCAAAUAACCGAACCGAAUUUUUCGGUUAGACUGAAUGACCACCCAUACCACCAUACGCCAGAGGCAUGAUGUCAUCCGCGCCCAAUUCGAGGCCAAGGGCUACGUCGACGUCCUGGCGAGGCCUCCGACGACUCUGACACUGACCAGGAGAUGCAUCCGCUGUAAUUACUAUAGACGCUGACAAACUCCACUUUACUUGAGCAAGUUUAAUAGUAUAGCCAACUAUUAGCUCUAAAUCAUAUAUAGCCAAUUUAUACAAUAGUUGCUUACUAUAUUAUUAAUACCUGACCCUGUCUAUCAUACACACAUUAUGUUUUAGAGUUCGUGCUGUAGCUGGCUAUAGAUCUGUAGCCCGUUGCUUUUUUCUCUUUUUCUUUAUCUUUUUAAAAUAUGUUUAUAGCUGGCUUAUAGUCUGUUAUUGUACCUGUUCAAAUUCACUAGUAUAUUACUAUAGACGCUCUUGACGAUGCUGGUUACAUAAUGUCUCGUUGAUCUGCAUGUACAUUUGACUGGAUUACUGAAUUCAACUUGUUAAGUGGAAUUAAAAAAGUUACGAGGCCUGGUUUAGGUAGCAAUUGAAAGGUGACGAGAUAAAGCAGCGGCAUACUAUUAUAUGUGCUUUCAUGAUGCUCUUCUCUUCUUUUCUUCCUUUCUUUCUUUUUUCCCCAUCCAUGACAAAGUGCGGCCAUCUCAAAUCCUGGAAUAAAACAUAUCCUGGAAAUCAUGGAAACAAGGCUUUUAAGUUGUUGUGUUGGGCCCUGCAGGGCAACAAGAACCAUAUGGAUAUGUUGGUCGACUAGUUGAUUUUGUACCCAGGAAGGCUCUUGAAGCUGCAAAUUUCUGCUUUUGAAACCCUGCAGAAAGAUGAUGAUCAGACACUGUUUGCAAAGCCGCAAUAUAGGAACCUUAAUUUAACACCUUUUGCACUGUGGCCGCUCGGGAGGCUAAAGAGUGAGGUCCUAGCUGCCUAAACUAGGAACAUUCCAUAUCUGCAUAAUUGAAGCUUGGUGAUUUUCCUUCCUAGCCAAAAGUGAUUCCCUCUCAGCCUGUCGAGUUCGUGGGCAUCGCAUCGCAUCGAUCUCCCUCUGGAUCUGGGACGUGUUUGUUUCGACUGCCUCCAGAUCACAUCUCUUGUUUGUUCGUACAGAGAAUAUAUUUUGCCUGAUUCUUACACCAACUAGGCACUAGUUUCCCUUUGGUAGUUUAAGCUGAAUGUUUUUGCAAAUUUGACGCUGCUCAAGUGUGAAAGAGGCCCCUGGUUGCUGUAAGCAGGUCAAUUUUUAACUGCUAUAUAUCGCCAUGAAAGAGGCGAGGUAGUGCAGCAAUAGGUAGCUAUCAAAUUACGACUAAAUCAAUAAAGUAGAUUAGCACAUGAUUAAUUAAAAAUCAGCUGCUUGUUUGCUUCAGACUGAAAAAUAGAUUUUUUUUAAAUAUAUAUAUAUAUAGUUUUCAUUAAAAAACCACAGUCUAAUGAUUUGGAAAGCUUGUAAAUGAAAAAUGAGAAAGUAACUUUUUCUAUAAGCUGAAAAAACGGUGCCCUGAGCCGAUAUUGGUUUCAGUCCUGUAAUAUGCAGUGCAAAACAGAUUAAUUAAGAAUUUAAGAUCUAUCACUGCAGUGCAUUUUUUUAAAUGCAAGGAAUAUGUCAUGGCCAUGAUCAAAACAAAGUCUAGUCUCUUUGAUCUCUCUAUUGGUACCAAAGCGCAAUGAGAUCCAGAAGAGCAGGAGUAAAGGAGAGGUUAGCUGGUCUGGUCUGGUCCAAAUGAGACUGUCCUAGUAGAGACAUGAUCGCGCAUUUCUUUCUUUAUGUGAUUCCUGUGCGUCCCAAGGGCCAACAUUAAUUCUGAUCGUUCAUUUUGCACCCGACAAUAAUCUAGUACUACCAGCAUAGAGUACUUAAUUAGUUGUAGCAGCAAAAAAAGUUCACUAUAUUACUACCUCUAAUCCCAAAAUAAGUUAACUUAGUAUGAAAUGUGAGUUAACCUAAUACGAGAUUCUAGAUUCUUAGUAAUUUUAAGAUGGAAGGAGUACAUCAUUCACAAGUUCAUGGAGGUGCUCCCUCCGGUUCCAUAUUAAUUGACGUUUUAGAUAAGGUUGAGAUCAAACUUUUAUAACUUUGACUAUCAAUAACUUUAAAAAUAUUUAGUUUAAAGGAACUAGAACAAUAUAUAUAUAUUUGUCUUUCAAAGCACUAUAAUAAAAAAAGUAAACAUGUAUUUAUUUAUUAUAUAUAUUAUAAUAGAAAAAUAAGGUCAAAAAUAUAUUUUGUAGACCGUGUCGUUGUCCAAAAUGUCAAUUAAAAUGAAACUAGAGGGAGUAGUCUUUAGUGAAGAGCAGAGAGAGCACAUAUAGGGCCAUGUUUAGUUCACCCCCAACUACCCCAAACUUCCAACUUUCCAUCACAUCACAUCACAUCAAAAACUUUCCUACACACAUAAACUUUCAACUUUUUUUUUUCAAACUCCCAACUUUUCCCAAACUUCCAACUUUUUUUUCAAACUCCCAACUCUCCCCAAACUUCUAACUUUUUUCAGGAACUAAACACACCCUAGAUUGUUUUUGAGGUUGGAGUUGUAUUUUGUUUGAAUUAACAUGCUGAUUAUAUACAUUUGCGAUCGUGUGAGUAAUCCAACACAGUCCAAGCCAACCCAGCCAGAGGGAGUAUUGAAGUAUUUUAUACAUGUGAACACGUGUGUGUAGCGCAGAUCUACGGACAGUAUAUUUGUUGGAUUAUCUAUGUACUGUAGCAUGCAAUAGAAAAGCGCCUUUGUUAUUUAAAUGGUGAUGAAAUCAUGGCACGAAUCACGCAAAGUGGUUUGAUUGACAAUUGGAGUAGUAGGUUAAGAGGAAGUUCAGUAGUAUAGCCAACUACUGGCUUCAAUUCAUCUAUAGUCAAUCUAAUAGCUCAUUUAUAUAAUAGUUACAUACUACACUAUUAAUAUCUCGGAUUCCACCUAUCAUUCACACACUGUAUCUUGGAAUCAGUGCUACAGCUAGCUACAAAUUUGUAGCCUGCUGCCAUUCUCUCUCCUUAUUUAUCUUCUUAAAAUAUGUUUGCAGCUGACUUAUAGCCUGCUAUUAUAUCUGCUCUAAUGCCAACAGGUAGCUGCUACCGACCGACUGACUGAGAGCUGACUCAAAUUAACCUUGAACCAAGCAAAGUAAAUCAACCAGGGGUUAAUUUAGUUUAGUUUAUUACUAUAGAUUGCUGACGAAUCUAUCUGGAAUAGUACAAAGUUUUUGGAUGUGCGUGCGCAAGCCCAUAUUUGUUUGGUCGAUGAUGAGAAGAAGAAAGCAUGUGCACAUGAGGAUCAGCAUGUUGAUGCUGUGGGCGUGCAACGCAUGGCAGCGAGUAAAAUGACCGAGAUUGAAAUUGCAGUGAAAUAUACUAGGAUUUAUUGGUUUCACCAGGAGUAGUAGUAGUAGUAGGAAAACCGAUAAAUCCUUCCUUGGGUUGAUGGAUGGGCGACGAGCUGGCACAUGGAGGGAGGAGGGCCUACGUUCGUACGGUGGGGACUAGUCCUUUGGGCGCCUGCAGUUUCACGAGACGAGUCCCGGGGCUCCCGACUCCAUUUUCCCAGCUGAUGGUCGAACUGUUAAAGCAAGUUUAAUACUCCCACUGGUACAGAAUAUAAUCAUUUUUAGUGCUAGACACGGUUAUUAAAAAAAUAGAUAGAAUUAAAUAGGGGAGGAUUAUUAUUGGAUGAGAAGUGAAGGUAGGUGAAAAAUUUGAAUGGUGAAGGGUUAUGAUUAGUUAAAAAAAAAGAAUAUUGGUGUAAAAGUUAUUAUAUUUUGGGACGGAGGGAGUAGUAGUUUAAUAUUAUAACCCACUACUAGCUCCAAUACAUCUAUAGCUAAUUUAAUAGCCAAUUCAUAUAAUAGUUGCUUACUAUAUUAUUAAUAUAUUGUCCCACCUGUCAUACACACAAUUGCGUCUUGGAAUCCGCGCUGCAACUGGCUACAUUAUCUGUAGCCCGCUGCUCUUUUCUCUCAUCUUUUAUCUCAUUAAAAUAUGUUUAUAGCUGGCUAAUAGUCUACUAUUGUACCUACUCUUAAUCCCUCUAUCUGUUAGUAGAUACUCCAUCCAUCCCAUAAAAGACCAACCUAAUAUCACAUCCGGUACUAGAUUGGUCUUUUAUGGGGACGGAGGGAGUAGAGUUAAAUAACUUUUACUCCUUAUAACCGAUCCAGGUAUAAUGUUGGUUUUGGAGUAUUUAAGAUGUGCUGCUGCAAAUGGUGAAUGGUGUGUAUUACUAAGGGCACCCACAAUAGUUAUCUAUAGGCUCUAUACAAGAGAUUCAUGUCAGCAUAUUUUUCUACUUGGAAUAAAUUAAAUGAAGAGAGAGAGAGCAAAGCUAUCUACUAACCUGGAGAUAGUCUAUAGAGAAAAACGAGGCAAUGGAUUAGAGAGCUAUAGAUACCCAUGUAGAUAUACUAUUGAGUUGGUUUACUAUUAAUCUAGUUUAUUGCUGAGAUAUACAUAUUUUAUAUGGAGAGCACCUUAUUUUAUUAUUGCGAGUGCUCUAAUAGCUUGAUUAGCUUAGCUUAAGUAGACAAGCCACUUUAGAGGAACAAUGAAGAUCAGUGAGACAACGAAGGAGAGGGGAGUCAGGGGACACGAGAUUUCGAUUUCAUUGGAGAGAAAGAGACAUACAACGUCCAAAGCAAAGCAAAAAGGAGAAACAAACAAAAGCAAAAAAGAAGAAACUAGAGAGAGAGAGAGAGAGAGAGAGAGAGUUGUGGAAUCCAACCAACCAAUAUGCGCCGCUCCUCUUCACUCUCCAAGCAGAGCACAAGAACGCGCUUUGCUCAAUAACACACUCCCCUAGCUCCCCGAGGAUGCCUGCCCCUGCCUAGCUUAAUGUGGAACUAACUAGGAGUAUUAAUUAAUUCCUUCCACUAAUCACCCAUCAGCGCCAACCGGCGGCCACGGCCACCGUCCGCUCCGACGACGACGACAAGUUGCCACUGCUCACUGCUCACUGCUCUGGAAGGUGGUGAAGCAGGUGUCGCUCGGCUUCACUAUGAAGGGCCACCACCACCACCAUUCCUUGCCGCCGUCGCCGCCGCCCAAGCGCCGGUGUACCGCCCUGGCCGCGGCCGUCCCUGCGCUCGUCGUCUGCUCCAUCCUCCUGCCCCUCGUCUUCCUCCUGGGUCUCCACCGCCCCGCAGGGCAUGGAUCGGAGGAGCGCGCCGCGGUUGUCAUCAGCACUGAAAUGGGGUUUAGCAAGCACAAGCAUCUGGAUGGGAGGAUGAAGCACAAGCUACUCAAGGGGUAUUCACUCUACACUGUAAGCCAGGGCUUUGUUGCUAUUCUGGAUGUUUCUAGAAAGAAAAUUCCUGGAUCUGAUGGGAUUUUGGGUGAGAAAUCUGGUAGUAGAUCAAAGUCCAAGAAUGUUUCUACCAAAUCAAAAGAAAAGCUCAAGGGUGUUUUCUCUUUAGUUCAGCUAAAAAAUGAGACCAGAAAAAACAAAGUAUCCAAUGUUAUUUCAGAACUUCAUACACAAAGAAGAUACCAGUUAAAGGACUUAUCCUGGAGAUCAAAGGAUACUACUAUUGAUAAGAAAGAGAACCAAGAAGUCGAGCAUGAGGAGAACCCCAAAUCCUGUGAACUUGAAUAUGGUAUCUACUGUCUCUGGUCUGUUGAAUAUAAGGAAGUGAUGAAAGAUUUUAUUGUGAAGAGGCUUAAGGAUCAACUUUUUAUGGCAAGAGCUCACUAUCCUAGUAUUGCAAAGCUGAAGAACCAGGAAACAUUCACACGUGAACUGAAACAAAACAUCCAAGAGCAUGAACGCAUGCUCAGUGACACCAUUGCAGAUGCUGAUCUUCCACCAUUUUUUGCAAAGAAGCUAGAGAAAAUGGAGCACACAAUUGAAAGAGCCAAGUCUUGUGAAGUCGGCUGCACAAGUGUUGAACGGAAACUUAGGCAGCUACUUGAUAUAACUGAAGAUGAAGCUUAUUUCCAUACAAGGCAGAGUGCAUUUCUCUAUCAUCUUGGGGUACAAACUAUGCCAAAAACUCACCAUUGCUUGAACAUGAGAUUGACUGUAGAAUAUUUCAAAUCAACGUCUAUUCAUACGGUCCAGUCAAACAAGCAGAAACUUGAAGACCCCACCUUCCAUCACUAUGUGAUAUUCUCCAAGAAUGUGCUUGCAGUUUCGACUACAAUUAAUUCAACAGUUAUGAACUCCAAGGAUUCGGGUAGCAUUGUUUUCCAUUUGUUCACCGAUUCACAAAAUUUUUAUGCGAUGAAGCAUUGGUUUGACAGAAAUAUGUAUUUGGAAGCAACUGUACAUGUAACUGACAUUGAGGAUCACCAGAAGCUCUCUAAGGAUGUUGAUUUUCAUGAUAUGAAACUGUUACGACCUGCUGAGGAAUUCCGUGUCACGUUUCGUAAUCAUUCUCAAUCUUUCCAGAAGCAAAUGAAAACUGAGUACAUUUCUACUUUUGGCCAUUCACAUUUCCUCCUGCCUGACCUUCUUCCUAGCUUGAAUAGAGUUGUAGUUCUAGAUGAUGAUUUGAUUGUCCAGAAAGACUUGUCAUCUCUGUGGAACCUCAAUAUGGGUGGUAAAGUGGUGGGAGCUAUUCAGUUCUGUGAAGUUAAAUUAGGACAAUUGAAGGCUUACACCGAGGAACGUAAUUUUGACAACAAUUCAUGUGUGUGGUUAUCUGGUCUGAAUGUUGUUGAACUGAAAAAAUGGAGGGAUCUCCACAUUACCAGUCGGUAUGAACAAUUGCUUCAAAAGUUGCAAAAGGACAGUGUGACAUCAUUUCCACUUAAAGUACUUCCCAUAAGCUUACUUGUCUUUCAAGAUUUGAUAUAUCCUUUGGAAGAUUCAUGGGUCCAAUCAGGUCUUGGACAUGAUUAUGGAGUUAGUCAAACCGAUAUAAAAAGGUCUGUUACUCUACACUACAAUGGUGUCAUGAAACCUUGGCUUGAUUUGGGCAUACAUGAUUAUAAGGGCUACUGGAGGAAGUAUAUGACCAACGGGGAAAGGUUUAUGACAGAAUGCAAUAUACAUUAAUAACAGUAACAUGAGAUUCACCACAUUCUACAUUUCUGGGAUUUUGGAGCAACAGAACUUUCGGGAACAAAGAGGGUUAGAGUGAGAUAAAAUCUGAUGCAGCAUUAUAAUGAAUUGAGUAUAGUAAGGGUGGCAUGGUGGCACUACAUUAAUUCCAAAAUGGAGAUAGGAUGAAAUGUUUUUGUGCCAGAUUUUAAGCAAUACUUCAUAGUAGCUAAAGAUGGUAGCAGGCCACCAGCAUGAUACCUUUGAAGUAGAUCCCUGGUUAACAAUGGUGUAUGUUGAUUCCUUCACCUUUUACACGAUUUGGAUGGAUCUUCUUCACAUUUACCACUUUAGGAUUGCAAAAGUGCAGUUCCCUGGUGGUCAUUUUUUUCGUAUAAAUUCUUUCAUGUGUAUCUUUGCUCGUUGUAUAAGAGCUAUACUGUAUAACUUGGGUGUUGACUGGCAUGGCAUGUACAGAUGUAGAAUGCCUUAACCCGAAAGCAUUGGGUGAUUCUUUCUUUCUUCUUCAAGGCUGAGAUGUACCAUGUCACACCAAUGUCAAGUUUCGAGAUCUUUGCAUUUUGUACAUCGGAAGGAUUCUUGUAUCAUCAGUUUGAUAAAAGAUACAUAGAGCUAAAGCAGACGUCGAAACAUUGCAAAACCAGAA